Manis pentadactyla (Chinese pangolin) is the source of this 2023-nucleotide messenger RNA. Its product is annotated as protein NipSnap homolog 3A-like. The coding region runs from base 556 to 1329 and encodes 257 amino acids. The record is from RefSeq and is a predicted model, not a curated record. Gene Ontology annotation, cellular component: mitochondrion. The transcript is spliced from 7 exons. Lineage: Eukaryota; Metazoa; Chordata; Mammalia; Pholidota; Manidae.
UCCUCUGAGCUCCUGGGAAAUAGUCUAAAUCAUUAUCGGGAGCCUUACAGGGUCACGGUGGGCGGCGAUGGGGAGGGAGGAGGCAUUUAGAGCAGGAGAGUGAAGGCUCCCCGUUCUUCAGCUGUGUGGACGCCACUCCGAAUAAAACUUAACUAGGCAGCAACCUCCACGAUUUGCAGCGUGAAGCGUUACAGACGCACGCACCGACACUUGCUUCUCUCUCGAGGGCCCUAUACGCUCGCUUUCUCCGCACAAACAUGUGGAACUGCACGCAACUGCGCCUGGAGAUGACGUGACGGGCUCAGAAGGGCAACACGGGCACAUCUCAGCAUCCAGCUGCUCCUAACGUGACCUCUGACGUGCAGACUAAGAACGUUCAGGGCCACACGCGGGGACUGAACGGUCGGGGAUGAUGCCAAACGCGCCUGGCUCCGGGCCUCCGCCGAGUCCCGCCCCGAGCCUGCGUCCGCCAGCAGUCCAGCCGGGAAGCCAUUAAGAGAAGGAUCUAAGAAAGAAUACCGGCUGGCUGCCCUUCUCAGCGCUCCAAGCCGCGCCAUGCUCGCCCUGCGAAACACGUUGACCAGAAGUCUAGCCGCGCGGACGCCGACGCCUCAGCAUUCCUACAGUUUACCUCCAUGUUAUAAGGUGUGUUCAUCUUUUGCUACUGGCCCCAGACAAUACGAUGGAACAUUCUACGAAUUUCGUACUUAUUGCUUUAAACCUCCAAAGAUGAAUGAGUUUCUGGAAAACAUUAAGAAAAACAUACAUAUUCGGACAGCUCAUUCUGAAUUGAUUGGAUUCUGGAAGACAGAAUUUGGAGGCAGAAUCAACAAAGUGUUUCAUAUUUGGAAGUAUGAUAAUUUUGCUCAUCGAGCUGAAGUUCGGAAAGCCUUGGCCAAAGAUAAGGAAUGGCAAGAACAAUUUCUCAUUCCAAAUUUGCCUCUCAUAGAUGAACAUCAGAAUGAGAUUACUUAUCUGGUGCCAUGGUGCAAAUUAGAGAAGCCUCUGAAAGAAGGAGUAUACGAACUGGUUAUUUUUGAGAUGAAACCUGGUGGGCCACCUCUGUGGGGUAACGCAUUUAAAAGGGCAAUUAAUGCCCAUGUUGAUCUAGGCUACUCAAAGCUAAUUGGAGUUUUCCACACAGAAUAUGGAGCACUCAACAGAGUCCACGUUCUUUGGUGGAAUGAGAGUGCAGAGAGUCGUGCAGCUGGGAGACAUCAGUCCCAUGAGGAUCCCAGAGUCGUGGCAGCUGUUCGGGAAAGUGUCAGUUACCUCGUGUCUCAGCAGAAUAUGCUUCUGAUUCCUACUUCAUUUUCGCCAUUGAAAUAGUUUUCCACUGAAAUACAAAGUAUUUCAUUAACUGUCAUGAGAUGUGUCUGCUCAUGGCACUUAAAUUCUCCCAAGAGAUUCUCACUUUUAUUUGAAGAACAUGGUAAGUUAAUUCACCACAUCUCUGCAUUUUUAAGGCCACCUCUGUCCUUUAUCACUACUACCUUAGGAAAUAGUUCUGUUCAUUUUCUUCAUGGCAUUACAGUAUUGAUUAUACUUUAGAAAUAAUUGGCCACUACUUCAUAUUUUCUUUCUUUCAGAAAGAUUAUCUCUUAUUCUCUAUUUUAACAACCCUUUGCUUUAUAGCAUUUUCUUAUGUUCAAAAGAUGGUUUUACAUUUCUGUGCCUGACAGUAUUUUUAAAUUAUUUAUAUACAAUGUCUGUCUUUUCAUCAUGUCUGCUUUUUAUGAGAUUAAAAAUAAAUUUUCCCAAUAGUUUAUUUUGUGAUAUUAAAUGUGAUUCAUAAUAUAAAAUCAAAUAAUUUCAUUACCUUGGGGAAGUGUGGUAUCACCUGUGUCAUCUGUAUUAAUAAUAGUUUUCACAGUAAUUAUUGGUCACUCUAACUUGGAAAAUAAUGUAAUUAGGUCUCAGUGUUAAAAAUACUUCAGAAGACUUGUUUUAGAUGCUGAAACGUGUUCAUUUAUAAUGAAUGAAUUUUCAUUUUGGAAUACUAAUAAAGAUAUGUGGAACCUCA